GUUGCUGCGCUCGUACCCGCGUGAAGGAGGUCGGGGGUCUCGAUUCCCUGGGACUGCUUGGAGCGUCCGCCAUGAGAAGAAGUGAGGUACUCGCAGAGGAGUCCAUUGUAUGUCUCCAGAAAGCCCUAAAUCACCUUCGGGAAAUAUGGGAAUUGAUCGGGAUUCCAGAGGACCAGAGGUUACAAAGAACUGAGGUUGUAAAGAAGCAUAUCAAGGAUCUUCUGGAUAUGAUGAUUGCUGAAGAAGAGAGCCUGAAGGAAAGGCUUAUCAAAAGCAUAUCCAUCUGCCAAAAAGAGUUGAACACCCUGUGCAGUGAGUUACAUGUUGAGCCAUUUCAGGAAGAAGGAGAAACAACUAUCUUGCAACUAGAAAAAGAUUUGCGCACUCAGGUAGAAUUGAUGCGAAAACAGAAAAAGGAGAGAAAACAGGAACUGAAGCUACUUCAAGAACAAGAUCAAGAAUUGUGUGAAAUUCUUUGCAUGCCCCACUAUGACAUUGAUAAUACUUCUGUUCCCACUUUAGAAGAACUGAACCAGUUCAGACAACAUGUGGCAACACUGAGGGAAACAAAGGCAUCUAGGCGUGAAGAGUUUGUCAACAUAAAGAGACAGAUCAUACUGUGUAUGGAAGAAUUAGAUCACACACCGGACACAAGCUUUGAAAGAGAUGUGGUGUGUGAAGAUGAAGAUGCCUUUUGUUUGUCUUUGGAGAAUAUUGCAACACUACAAAAGUUGCUGCGGCAGCUGGAAAUGCAAAAAUCACAAAAUGAAGCAGUGUGUGAGGGACUUCGUGCUCAAAUCCGGGAACUCUGGGACAGGUUGCAGAUACCUGAAGAAGAGAGAGAAGCUGUGGCAAUGGUUAUGACUGGGUCAAAAGCCAAGGUCAGGAAAGCGCUGCAAUUAGAAGUGGAUCGGCUCGAAGAACUGAAAAUGCAAAACAUGAAGAAAGUGAUUGAGGCAAUUCGAGUAGAGCUGGCUCAGUAUUGGGACCAGUGUUUUUAUAGCCAGGAGCAGAGACGAGCUUUUGCCCCUUACUAUGCUGAGGACUACACAGAAAAUCUGCUCCAACUACAUGAUGCUGAGAUUGUGCGGUUAAGAAACUACUAUGAAGUUCAUAAAGAACUCUUUGAAGGUGUCCAGAAAUGGGAAGAGAGCUGGAAGCUUUUCUUAGAGUUUGAGAGAAAAGCUUCAGAUCCAAGUCGAUUUGUAAACCGAGGAGGAAACCUUCUAAAAGAAGAAAAGCAGCGAGCCAAGCUCCAGAAAACACUCCCUAAGCUGGAAGAAGAGUUGAAGGCACGGAUUGAAAUGUGGGAACAGGAGCAGUCAAAAACAUUUGAGGUGAAUGGGCAGAAAUUCAUGGAGUAUGUGGCAGAACAAUGGGAGAUGCAUCGACUGGAGAAAGAGAGAGCCAAGCAGGAAAGACAACUAAAGAACAAGAAGCAAACAGAGGCAGAGAUGCUCUAUGGCAGUGCUCCCCGGACACCCAGCAAGCGGCGAGUACUGGCUCCCAACACACCAGGCAAAGUGCGGAAGCUGAACACUACUACCAUGUCCAAUGCUACAGCCAAUAGUAGCAUUAGGCCCGUCUUUGGGGGGACAGUCUACCGCUCCCCUGUGUCUCGACUUCCUCCUUCUGGCAGCAAGCCAGUGGUCAGUUCCACUUGUUCUGGAAAGAAAACACCCCGUGCCGGUAGGCAUAGAGCCAACAAAGAGAACUUGGAGUUGAAUGGCAGCAUCCUGAGUGGUGGGUACCCUGACUCGACCCCUCUCCAGCGCAACUUCAGCAUUAAUUCUGUUGCCAGCACCUAUUCUGAGUUUGCGAAGGAUCCGUCCCACUCUGACAGCUCCACUUUUGGGCUUCAGCGAGAACUUUCAAAGGCUUCCAAAUCUGAAGCUACUUCUCGAAUCCUCAAUUCAACCAACAUCCACGCCUGAGAAACCCUGACCAGCCAGCCACUGUGGCUUCCUGUGCAUAGAUUGGACUUAUUAUACAGGGGUGGCUCUAGUUUUUCUUUAAAUGCGCUUAAAACCCUGGACAGGUUCUGUUACCUUGGGCCUAAUUUAAAGACAUGAACAAGAGUGACAUUGAAAGUCUGUUAUGGGUUUAGUGAGUCCAUAGAGAGUUGCUUUUAUUUUUCUGACUCAAGAAAUAUUUUAAAACUUAGUUUAUAGCUGUAAGUACAAACAUUGGCAUCUGGGACCUAAUUUCUUUCUCUACUCCAGGAUUCUACUUUUCAAAGCACGAUCACCAUUGUAUAGAAAAUAAUUGACUAGGCCCAACCUUGGGGGAUGAGAAAUGAAGUAAUUUUGGCAUGUAUACUUGUAAUUAGCAAUUAACAUUGUUUUUUGUCUAGGGGUGUUCAGUUAAUGAUGUAGCUAUGAUAGCUUUGCUCUCACCAGAAGGCCUGUCCCCACCAAUCAGGACAGCCUCCCUCCCAAUGAGGAUGUCUGUGUGUCAGCAUUUGAGGUGGCCUGAUACAGUGCCAAAGAUGACAGAGAGGCUGGGAGCACCUUUGUUAAAUUGUACAGUGUGUGAUAUAUACAGUGCAAUCUGUUUGUGGGUGUGUGUGAGUGACACACAUGCUUUUCUGGACUGUUUCUUCAGAAUUCUCUCUGGGUCCACUGUGCCCCAUUGUGCCCAAGUUCUUCUAUCCCUGCAGCUGCCAGCCCAGUUGGGAGGCCAUCUGGGUAGGUUGGGUCAUUUCUGUUGUGGAGAUGAGCAGCUUUGCACAUGUCACCACUGGGGACGUUUUCCUGCUAUAGCUUCCACAGAUGAGGCUCCUUCUUUACCUACCCUCAACAUCACUACUGCACUUCCCGGAGCACUAUUAUUUAUUCUUACUGUCUGCCUGCGCCAGUACUACUGUUGACACAUUAAAUGGUUCUCAAAAGCUUACCAGUGUGGACUUGGUCUAUAGGUGUAAGCCAUGCUGUUAGUCAUGUCCUGUUUUUAAAAUAUAAAUAUAUUCUUAAAAAUAAAUUAAAAUGUGUGUAGUUACCUUUCAAAAA
Messenger RNA from Marmota flaviventris (yellow-bellied marmot), 3008 nucleotides. RefSeq names its product protein regulator of cytokinesis 1 (gene Prc1). Gene Ontology annotation, biological process: microtubule cytoskeleton organization; mitotic spindle midzone assembly. The record is from RefSeq and is a predicted model, not a curated record. Gene Ontology annotation, cellular component: spindle; mitotic spindle midzone; cytoplasm. NCBI's taxonomy places the organism in Eukaryota, Metazoa, Chordata, Mammalia, Rodentia, Sciuridae. Gene Ontology annotation, molecular function: microtubule binding.